AUGAAGGUCAGAUUGCAAAAGUCAGUCCGCUUCCAAGAACCAACACUCUCGAAUCAUCAAUACAAAAGUGAUGAUUGGAGAGAGCUUCUGAAGGAGGAAGACAGCAAUUUGAUCGACAAUGAGGAGAAUGACGAGUCCGACGACAGAGAAGAGUGGGAACCUGCGACAGCAAAGGUCACCGUGAUUCAACGUGAUGCUCCCCCAGAAGUGAUGGAUGAAAUCUCUGUCAAUGAAGCAGAUGUCGUCGUGGAAUCAUACCUCGCGGUAGCGAAACGAAACCCUAAUCGUGAUGUGGGCAUAUACUUUACCAGAGCCAAACCGGAUUCUCCUCUCUGUAUUGAACACAUAACAUCCCAUGGUCCUUUUUCAUACAGUGAUCUCGAGUCUGGUAUGAUUGUGUCGGCCAUUAAUGGAAAAUAUAUGACUUGGAGCUCUCCAGAAGAAGCAAUGGCUGAACUUGAGAAGGAAACGACCAUGACCGUGACUGCCGAGUUUGCCCCAGAAAAGUAUUACUGCAAGGAAUACACAAUGAUCCUGGAGGCAAACAUGGAGGAUUACUUCGGAACCUAUGGUGUCACAUUUGAUCGCAAGGGAGAAAAUCUACCGCUAUACGUGAAGACGGUACAAGAAGAUGGCCCAUUCGCCGAUUUGUUGCCUGGGUUGAAAGUAAUUGCCAUUGACGACCAAUUCAUGGCAUGGGAGACCCCGGAGAAAGCGCAAGAGGCUUUGGACUCUAUCCAAAAUGGUGUCAAAUAUAUCACUGUCGAAGCCACAACUGAGACUGUAAAUACAACUAUCCAGCAAGUCGAACUUGAUAUGAAUGAAUCCAAUGAGGUUGUUAUCACCGAAGUUGCUACCUUCAGCAAACAAUGCCCGCUUGACCUACGAGAGGGUAUGACGGUUGUGAUGUUGAAUGGGAAGAUCUGCAGCGAAACUUCCUCCAUUGACGAACUGGUAAACGGGGCUGGUACAAUAUGGGACAUCAUUGCUGUUGAUUUGAAUUGCCGAAGACUUCUCGUAAACCAAGAUAGAUCGGCCGGCGAAGCCAUGGUCUCUUUUUGUGGAGCAGGAGCCCUUGGAAUGGCAGCUGUGUCUUUCCAUGCGAUUGAUAUGUGCACUUAUCCAUUGAACAAUAUGCUUUCCCAACGAAAUGUCAUUGAAGAAAAGACACAAGACGAGGUAGCUGGUACAAGGGAACUAUUACUAGAUGAAGAAGAAACGGCAACUCGUGAUGCCGCUGCCAGUGAAGAUGCUGUAAACGAAAAAGAUGAAUUUGAAACAGGGACUGAAACCCAAUCUACCAUUGACAAGGAAUUGGCAUCAGCUCAUGCUGAAUCCAAGCCAUUUGACGAACAUCGGAACGAAGAAACAAGCCCUCAAGCACAGGGCAAGAUUACGAUUGUUUCUCAAAAUGCAAAGGAGGAAGACAACGAAACCAUCUCGCAACAGGGAGAUACUUCCAAUCAAGCAAUGGUUAGGUCGAGACCAACUGUUCUUCUCUCCCGUUCUAUUCCCGAUGUCAGCCCAGUUGGACAGUCGACCGAUGCAGCCAAGAGAACAUCAUCCCAAGAAACGGUCAAGUCAGAAGAGACCAUUGCUCCAGCUGCUGUUCUACGCAGUGUUCAAAAGUCUAGUCCAAUUGCUGAUGAAACCAAGAUGGGGAGAACUGCAGACUCCCCAUACCAUUUCUUCAGCACGAAUGCGAAGAGAAACAGCUUUGUGUUCAGUCUCGACAUGGGAAAGAUAGAAAAAGCCCCAACAACGAUGCAUUCAUUCCAGAUCCAAAAGAUUUGCAAUGAAGACGUUGGACUGAAGCUAGCACAGGGUCAAAAUGGUGGAGUGUACAUUGCGGAAAUGGAGAGUCAUUGUAAAUUCAGGGGAUCUGGGGUGAAGUCUGGAAUGCGUAUUGCGAAAAUUAAUGGAGUGGAUUGUCCCAACUCUAUCAGAGUGACAACAUCAUACAUCAACGGGAUUGAGGGCAAACUGAAUCUCGUGACGACCUUUGGUGCAAAACCCAAAGCAACAAAGAGCCCUCAAAUCUUUUUCAGCAGCUACUGA
This is a messenger RNA of Cylindrotheca closterium, 2058 nucleotides long. The record is from the annotation of a GenBank genome assembly. Lineage: Eukaryota; Bacillariophyta; Bacillariophyceae; Bacillariales; Bacillariaceae.